UUCAGACCACCGAUCGCAGUGCGAAAAGGUAUAUCGCGACCUGAAGCAGUUACGUUAUUCGCUCCACGACUUGCGGACAUGAAGAAGGCCAGCUCCGGAGCUCUGCUCGCCGCCGUGGCGUUCACGGCGUUGGCCGCGACGGCGGUGGCGACGAACUACACGGUGGGCGGCUCCGACCUGUGGGACACCUACAUCGACUACGACAAGUGGACCGCCGGCAAGACGUUCGUGGUCGGCGACACAUUAGAGUUCAAGUACAUGCCGUACCACAACGUGCUGGAGGUGACGGAGGAGGACUACGCCGCAUGCAACCCGGGGAGCCCCAUCUCCACCCACUCCGGCGGCGACACCGCCUUCGAGCUCACCGCGGAGGGGACCCGCUACUUCAUCUGCGGCAUCCCGCGCCACUGCCUCAACGGCACCAUGCACGUCAAGAUCACCACCGUGCCCUACGGCGCCGCGCAGGCCCCGCUCAACGCGCCCCCGGCCGACGCCUUCGCGCCGGGGCCGGCCGCCGGGAAUUCGGCGGUGGGCGCGCCGAGCGGCGCGCCGCGGUAUCAGCAGCCCGCGGCGGCGGUGGCCGGCCUGGCGAUUGCUGCUCUCGUCGCCUUGGUCGCCUAAGCUAGCGACGUGCGUAGUUGCAUGCACGUUGUGUAGUUUUGCGUAUUCUGGGGUUGUGUUUAACUAUUCCUUUCUGCUGCUUCUUUUUUUACUUAUUUCUGUGUAUUUAUAUUCGAUACAUGGGUGUAAAUUGUGACAUUUAUUUCUUCAUAAUUCCAUUUUGAGACUGGCAUUGGUUGUUUCUUCA
Molecule: messenger RNA, 808 nt
Organism: Setaria italica (foxtail millet)
Lineage: Eukaryota; Viridiplantae; Streptophyta; Magnoliopsida; Poales; Poaceae
Product: stellacyanin-like
Exons: 2
Coding region: 79-621 (180 amino acids)
Cellular component (GO): plasma membrane
Molecular function (GO): electron transfer activity
Source: RefSeq, a predicted model, not a curated record